Molecule: messenger RNA, 678 nt
Organism: Prosopis cineraria
Lineage: Eukaryota; Viridiplantae; Streptophyta; Magnoliopsida; Fabales; Fabaceae
Product: glycine-rich protein 23-like
Exons: 1
Coding region: 44-382 (112 amino acids)
Source: RefSeq, a predicted model, not a curated record
CUAAGCUAGGGCUGCGAACUGUGAGGGAGAGAGAAGCAGAGAGAUGGCCAGGUGGUGUAUCUUGUUGGUUCUUACUCUAGCUGCGGCCGCCAGUGCCAGAACAGUGCCCAGUGACGCUGGCCUCAAGGACCAGAAGAACUUCCUCACCUACGGAGGCGUUGGUGGCUAUUCAGGACUCGGCAGCAACGGGUUGCCUUUCGGAGGAGUCGGAGCUGGAGUCGGUGGUGGUUUUGGCGGCGGGCUUGGCGGUGGCUCAGGCAUCGGAGGAUUCGGCGGACUGGCCGGUGCCGGAGCUGGGGGUCUAGGAGGUGCUGGCGGUGGUGUUGGCGGUGGGGUUGGUGGCGGAGCUGGUGGCGGUACCGGUGUUCUUCCUUACCCUUGAGAGAGUCGAGAACAUGACUUUAUGUUGUUGCUCCUAGUCUAAUCAUCUUAGCCUCUUACGACUUUAUAUUUUUCGGUUCAGAAAAUAACGGUUGUGUUACGUUGUUCAUGUCGUCGAAGGAUAUCGUUAGGGUUUGUGGAGUGAGAAUAGUUAUAUUUCGUUAAUUUGUAGCGUCAACUUUCGUCUCUGGGUCAUUGCUUAAAUUUUAGGUUUUCAUCUAUGUUUCUUUUGUUGAGUACAAAAGUGACCUUUGCAAGUUAUUAAUUGAUAGUUUAAUAAUACAUAUAUUUCCCGUC